This is a messenger RNA of Staurois parvus, 303 nucleotides long. Lineage: Eukaryota; Metazoa; Chordata; Amphibia; Anura; Ranidae. The record is from the annotation of a GenBank genome assembly.
UGCACUCUCCCAAGACAAAAAAAAACCCUCUCUAGCAAUACACACCAAGCUGAGCAUGUGCAGAGUGACUUCACACGAUAUGUCUUAUCAGGAGAUAAGAGGGGGACACUGGAAGAAGGGGAGGAUCAGAGAAGUCAGGAUCAAACAUCCUUUUACACAAUGCAGAGGAUUAACCCCUUAGGUUCCACAAUGAGUAUAACAAGCAUGCUUUACUGCGAGGGGCGGACUGACAACUCAUGGGGCCCCCGGGCAAUAGGGGAUCAUGGGGCCCCUGUGUCCAUGCCCAAACUCAAAAAAGCCUAU